UUGCCAUGACGAUGGUCCUGUGUGUCUCAGUUUGAGUUGGACCUGUUGGCUCAGAGAGGCGAACUGCUGAUGUCAUCAGGACAUCCUGGUUUCUGCAGCGUCUUCAGAGCGUCCAACCUGCGGGGGGCGCUGCAGCUGCUGGACGAGCUGCAGAAGACUCCCAUCAGCCACCAGCAGCGGCUCCACCCGCCAGACGCCAGAGGACACAUGCGUUGUUAUCCCGUCCUGCCGGCUGAACUCGCCUGGAUCUUUGCCACCCGUCCGGUCUUCCUGUACCCGGAGCUGCUGCCCUGCGCCAGCCUGGACCCAGCUCUGUACUGCCCCCGCAGGACGGCCGCCUUCACUGCAGCUGAGGACUGCCUGCUGGUCCUCGGCCUCAGGAACAUGGAGGGGUCAUGUGACCCAGCGAAGCUGGUGUCUCAGUUCCUGCUGAGGAAGACUCUGGUCCAGGUGCGGCGGAGGAUCCUGCAGUGCUGCAGACCAGGAUCCCCCGACAACAUCGUCAAGGUAACGAGCUGACCCCGCCUCCCCGCUACUGUCAUGUGAGCGUAUGG
This is a messenger RNA of Plectropomus leopardus (leopard coralgrouper), 554 nucleotides long. Lineage: Eukaryota; Metazoa; Chordata; Actinopteri; Perciformes; Serranidae. The record is from RefSeq and is a predicted model, not a curated record.